Molecule: messenger RNA, 7504 nt
Organism: Lentinula edodes (shiitake mushroom)
Lineage: Eukaryota; Fungi; Basidiomycota; Agaricomycetes; Agaricales; Omphalotaceae
Exons: 14
Coding region: 472-7140 (2222 amino acids)
Biological process (GO): Ras protein signal transduction; positive regulation of GTPase activity
Cellular component (GO): plasma membrane
Molecular function (GO): protein binding; guanyl-nucleotide exchange factor activity
Source: RefSeq, a predicted model, not a curated record
CCUAAAACCUUUACUACCGUCAAAAGAUCAUCUUCGUACCGGGAAGGUAUCUGGGAGGGUACAUACAGGAUAUACGCUAUACGGCUUAUACAGGAUCUAUCACCACGACCUACUAGGGAUUUCUGGUACUUGGCCUCUUGCCAUUGGAGUCCCUGAAGACUGUUUGAACACUUUUGAACGCUUCGGAGACGCUUUGAAUACGCUGAAGACGCUGUGAAGAAUAGCCUCGUACAUUAACUGGAUCUUUGGCUCAUCUAUAGGCGGCGUGUGUUCUGAAGGAAGGAAAGGAAGGGAAAGAACAGAACAGAACAGGGAAACUUGGGAAAUAUUGGGCACUUGGACAAGGAAGAACGAACGGACAAGGGUCUAAACCGUUGAACGGAUUUAACGGAGAGAUACAACGGAGAGGGUCAUAGAGAGCCGGAAUUCUAGCUUGUUCACCGUCGAAUUGGAAUCGAAAAUCUUGCAUCUAUGUAUCACGCAACUCAGCAGCCCCAACAAUAUAACAACACAGUCACCACCACUACGGGAUAUUUUUCUACUACGGCGACAGGGUAUUCUUCUGCAUCUGAUACAGAUACAUCGUAUGAUGACCACCACCAUACAUCCUCUUCACAUUUUAUCUCUCAUCAUCAAUACCUCCCUUCAUCAAGCCAAUACGCCUCAGACUCGGAACAUUCCGAGCAUUCCUCCCGCUCUUUCUCCUCCGAAGACCCAAACAACUACGCUUCCCGGUCUUCGCCUUCUUCAGCCGAUGACCCAUCUCCAACCGACUCCUCCAACUUGACCGACUUUCCGGCGUUGUUCUGCCGCGCAAAAUAUGAUUAUACCGCACAAGACGCUUCAGCGUUGUCGUUUGUUACCGGGGACAUCAUCGAGGUGCUGACGCAGCAGCCGUCGGGAUGGUGGGAUGGUUUGCUAGGCGAAGAGAGGGGAUGGUUCCCGAGUAAUUACGUGAUAGUGAUCAGUGAGGAGGAGGCUGAGAGGGAGUGGGAAGGAAGGGAGAUUAUGCAAGCGGGGGAUAAUCAGAUGCAAAUGCAGAUGACAGGCGGACAGGGACAGUCACACAGACAUACUCAAUCCACGUCUUCAGUGGUUGAUAUGGGUCAGGCGUUAAUGGGAGGAUCGUCGUCGUCAACGGACGAGUGGUUGGCUAAUACUAUAGCUGAAUCUAGAAGUAUGGGCAUAGACGACGAUCAAGGUCUCGGUGGUCCAAGUAGAGGAAGAGGAAGAGGAGGUGCAGAAAGCGACUUUUGGAUGCCCCAAGUUGCUAGUAACGGUCAAAUAUUCUACAUCAACACUAAAACAGGCGAACAAUCCAGAGAUCUACCACAAGAAGCCGAGGAUGAUAUAGAUUUGUCCAUGACAGACGACGCCCCGCUGGCUCUGGCUCAGUCUUCGUCGUCUUCUCGCGCCGGUCCAGGGGUUCUCGGGUACGCUACAAGUAGUGGUCCGUACACUGACCUCGACCCGUCGUCUGCACCCUACGCAAGUGGUAGCUCUAAUUCCCAAUUCCAAUCCCAACCAGGCUUUGGACUCCCCCGACGCACAGACACCCCUGAGCCCUGGAUCCGCCGUCUCGCAGAUGAUGGGUUAUCGUAUUAUUACCUGAACCAGGUCGAUGGGAGAGUUCAAUGGACGAGACCGGAGUCUUUGACCUCCCGCGGUUCAGGAUUACCGGAGACGCCGACGACGGCUGUCCCGUUACCUUUACAUGGGAGAGCGAGGUCGGAUAGUGUGAAUAACUUGACCGGUGGUGGGCAUGGUGUGUACAGUGACUCGAGCGAUGUGGAUGUAUCCCUUGCCGAUGAGGUGGAUGAUGCGAAAGGGAAAGGGAAACAGAGAUUGAGAGGCCAUGCACAUUCUGGGUCUAUCACUACUAUUGGAACCACAGGAACUACAGAGACAGCUAUAGCUUCUGGAUCUGGACAUUCCCAUUUAACCACGUCUUCUGGAGGUACUUUCACGGGUACACUAGCCAAUUCCAACGCUCAUAAUCUCCCACUCUCUUCAACCCAUUCCCCUAAUUUCUCUCAAGGACCCGAUCCUUCUCACAAACAACUGACACCGGAUUCUUCUUUUCUACGGCAUCAACCAACUUCAAUUUCAGAGUCCUCCGACUCCCAACAAGCUCUCCUCCUCGCUGCUCAGCUCCAAUCGGCGUUAUACCCACCUCCGCCAGAAGACCCGCUAGACAUGGUGCAUCGCGCGAGGGACGCUGUCGAGCGUGUAAUUGUCAGGUUGAAUUUAGGGGGGCUGGGGAUCUUGGGUGAAACGAGUCCGAACCAAGGAACCAGCACAGGUUCAAUGGGAGGCGGAAGAGAAGAGAAUGCAUCUGCGAUGGCGGAUCUGGAUACGCUUAUUGAGGAUGUGGUUGCAAGUGUGAGGGGAUUGUUGUAUGUCUGUGGUGCCGGACCGAGCACAACGGGUGGGAGUGUGGGUGGGUCAAGAGAAAAUGGGGUUAUUACAGCUGGAGGAGGAGGAGGAGGAUUGGAAGCACUGGUUCCGAAAAUCAUGGUUGGAAUAACCCCUACCGUUGCCUUUACCUCUAUCUCUGCUUCCGCCGCCUCCCCUUCCGAGUCCUCCCCCUUACGCCUCCACACUCGCACCGACUCCCGUUCUCAAUCCAACCCGUUAAAACCCUCCCAGCGCAAGUUAACAGCGACCCUCUCGAGGUUGGUGUUGUCUGCGCGAGCGAUAAGGUACGAUUCCGCAAACGCCAGUCCGGAAAGCACGAUUGAGCGCAUCCGGGGAGACGCAAUGGAGCUUGGACGAGCGAUCGGUGCGUUUGGAGUGGAGGUGCAGAAGGUGUUGGCUAAGUUGGAUAGGUUAAAUGAGGACGAAUUAUACCAACGACAGAUCAGCUUGAAUCUCACUUCCAACAUUGACCUCGCCCCAAUGCUCCUCAAACUGAACCUAAACUCGACCCUGCUUUCCCUCGGCAAAAAACGCCUCACAGCUGCAUUCGAACCAACAAAUUUAGGGUUGGGGAUGCCGGGUUCUGGGAGGGCAGGGAGUUGGACCGGGUUUGGGUUCGUUGCGGAGGACGACCUAGAUGAAUAUGAGGACCAGGAUAUUGAGAGUGAAGUUGCGGAAAGAAAGAAGGUCAACGGAAAUUCGAAGAAAGCGAAUGGUGUUGGUGGAAGUAACGCUACCGAUACUGACCUUUCGGAUUUCUCAGAGUUCUCGGAACGCGAAAGCGAAGGAGAAGGGUCGGAGGUUUCAGAGUUCUCGGAAGUCGAUUCGGGAGUGGAUAUCGAGUUUGGUGACUCGUCGAAUUCUGAUGCGUCUUCGGUGGUGGUAAGACGUAGUAGACCUAGGAGAGCGCCGAGAGGAGGUAGAGGGAAGAAGAGGAAACGGUCACCUGGCCAUGGUUCUGGUGUCGGUGUCGGUUCACAUUCUUCGAACCAAGCACCCGAAGUAAAUUUGCAGUCAAACCAGAACAACCCAAAUUCGUCCCAUCCAACAAAAUCCGGCAAUCACUCAUCGUCACACUUAGCGAAAAAGAAAAAUAUGCCGACGAGACCUCCCAUGAAGCCUCUCUCACCAGACCUCGUUUCGGAUAUCGCAGCUUCUGUAACGAGGUUGGAUGCGUUCCUUGGGGUAUUGGAUAUCGCUGUUGUUCAACAACAACAACACUCCCCUGCUGAAAGGAACAAUACGAACGCGACCGACCAGCAGUACGAAUACAUCCAGCGGGCACAGCGAAUUCACCAAGUUCAAAGAUUCGCGAAAGACGUAAUAGGACAGGUCCAGACUGUGCUUGAGUUGGUAGAUGAUGUGGAUGUAGCUGAGAGUGUGGUUUUGGAUACACCGAUACCGCAUGAUACGACCUUAUCACAGUCGGUGGACGGGCCGCUGAACAGCUUGGCAGAAGAGAAGAAGAAGGUGGUGAUAUCGAAUUCGAAUGGAGAGGGUUCGAAAGAUGAAAGAGAGGGAGGUCGUACAGCCCUCUCCUCACAUCAUUCCUCCCAUUCGUUGAGCACGGUCGAAACUACGGAAACGGUGGAUACAGUGGACACCCGAAUGUCGUCUGUCUUCACUCAUGGGACUGGGUCAUCGUUCAACGGGUUCUCGUCUUCUUCACAUACAUCACAUACCUCGCAUUCACAGAAUUCCACACCGAUACUUGAUGAUAACUCGCAUUCUUCUUUUAUCUCGAAACAUUCACCUUCCUUCGCGCGUACCCAAGAUGUAUCAUUUACCCCCCGCACAGACUUGUCGCAAACGCUCCCUACGGCCCGUGCGCUCCUGCGCAUGCUCGAAGCGGGUGUGCAAGCUCUAUACGACGACGCUGCGGCGCUUUGGGGACAUGUGCAGGUUCUGAGAGUCGAGGGGAGUGAUUACCCUUAUUCACAUUCAUCAUCCUCGUCAUCCAAUAUCAACUCUUCUUCGGAAUUCCUCUCCUCGUCCUAUCAUUCAUCUGAUGGUUCAUUUUCAAAUCAAACCGACCCCGCGAUGAUCCUUUCCGUGGUAAACGUCCUUUCCACCGCUAUCAAAGCCAACGCUGCCGUGGUGUUGCAGAUACUUGAUAAACUUCUGGCGCUUGGAGUUGAGCAGAGGACGAUUGUGGAGGGGGUGUUGGAGGAAGAAGAUUCGGCGACGUCAUCUGUGGGAGUUGCGGGAGGCGAUAUGAUGAAUACAAGGGGCACGAAUGGUGUACGGAGAUGGGAGGAGAGUGUCCGGUGGAGUAAGAGAGUUAGCAGGGAUGUGGAUAGAGAUGUUAGCAAGAGAAUGAGCCAUCAGAGGAGCAGUAUGGUUAGAGUGAGACCGGCGUCGAUAUUGCCUGCCUCCGUCGGACCAGAUGCGCAAGGAGGAGGAGGAUACGGUGGUGGUGUUCCGACAGCAUUACAGCCUGGGUAUAAUAUGCUCAGAUAUGGCGGAUAUGAAGGGCAAACUCACGAAGUUUAUGAUGAAUAUGGACGUGGUUCCUCGUCUCUUCCGGUCUCCCAGAUGGUAGGAGGAGGAGUCACGGCGCCAGGCAUCGUUGGGUCUGAUGGCGACGACGAACUGGGUUUGGAAGAUGCAUUUUUGAGACCGCAAAGGCCUAUACGGUUGGAGCCGAUUAGGUUUCAGGGUCCUCAGAGUCCGGAUGCGUAUGGCGUUCCGGCUUCGCAGAUCAUUCAGAGUGGGCAGGGUAAACUUCAAGCCUCGGGCUCGUCUGCGUCGUUGAGUCAGCUCGGACAGUCGACGGAUUAUCCUUCGUACUCUGGUCAAUUUGGGAUGGGUCAACAGGGAAUACCACCGAUGCCAGGAAGUAUAUUGAGGAACGCUAGUGCGCCUAUGGUCACCACUCUCACCAGUCUCAAUCAGCCUCAAUACCAGAAUCAAGCUCAAUACAACCAGGCUCAGUAUCAAACGCAGUACCAGAAUCAAGCUCAAGUUCAGUACAAUCAAAUUCCUAAGGUGCGGACCACGGGGAGUGUGGGUGCUCAGAAUGUACAAGGGUUCUCUGAGCGGAACCAGUAUGGUCAAUAUCCAUCGGAUUUUGAGCCUGGUUAUGGUGCGAUCGGUUCGAGUGCGAAUGCUAGUGAGGGUGAAGAUACUUUGUCCGGUGGGUUCGAUGAUUUCGACGAAGACGACGAAGACGAGGAUGAUGUGCUUGUAAGAGGUUCGGAUGAUCCACUAACACCCAAAAUCAAGGGUUCCGGCCCUCCCACCCCUGCUAAACCAAAUAAGAUAUCGAAUAAAAUAUCAAGCAAGGCAGCCAAAAUCCUCGGUGAAGAAGCACCGCCGUGGUUCCUCCUCCCGGACGAAGGCAAAGGUCCGCAGGAGACGGGGUUGGUGGUAGAUCCGGAGGAUAAGAGUGUCAAGGGAGGAUCGGUAAAGGCGCUUGUAGAAAGGUUGACGGCGCACGAUACAACUGACCCGAAUUACUCGAAAGCAUUCCUCAUGACGUUCAAAUCCUUCACGACCCUCAAUGAUCUGUUUGACCUCCUUGUCGAACGAUUUAGGAUACAGCCUCCCUCUGGUCUCGCCACGUUGCAGUUGAGGCAGUGGACGAGUAGAAAGAGGAAUAUCGUUCAGUUUCGCGUAAUCAACACAUUCAAAUCAAUGCUCACCGAUGAAGACAUCCUCGAAAAAGAUGAUUUAUACAUCCUCGCUCGAAUGAAAGAGUUCGUGCUGUCGGAGGACGUAGCUCAAGUUAGCGCAUCGCGGUCGUUGUUGGCGUUGAUUGAGAGGGUGCAAAAAUCUGGUGAAACCAAGCGGAUCGUCGUCAAAGCUGCGCAAACGGCUCCUGCACCCCUUUUACCAAAAGGUUUUUCCUCGAUCUCCUCAAACCUAUCGAGUAUGGCAAAUAUGGGCUCUUCUUCUGCGGCCAAAAGGCUUAAACUCACCGAUAUAGAACCACUCGAACUUGCUCGACAACUGACGUUGCUCGAAUCCGCAUUAUAUCAAAAGAUCCGCCCGAUGGAGUGUCUGCAGCGUGCUAGAGAAGGCGUCGGCGCUAAGGAUAAAGACGGUGGAUCCGGAAGUGGGAUGGAUAAUAUUGCGUACGUGAUCCAGACGAGCAAUAGAAUUGCAGAUUGGGUGGCAGAGAGUGUUUUGAGUAAAGAGGACUCCAGGAAGCGAGCUGCUACGGUUAAGCAUUUAAUAUUGGUUGCUGAUCGCUGUCGAACUUUGAACAAUUUCUCCACCAUGAUCGCCAUUGUCUCCGGCCUCAAUACGCCCCCGAUACGUCGUCUCAAACGCACUUGGGAACUAGUCUCUCAACGACACAUGGCGCAAUUUGGGGCUUGUGAGGUGACGUUGGAUAGUAAUCGAAAUUUCAAUAAGUAUAGGUCGAUGUUGGCCUCCGUAGUACCUCCUUGCGUACCAUUCAUUGGCGUUUUUCUCUCUACCCUCCAAUUUAUUCAAGACGGGAACAAAGACCUCCUCUCCGACGGCGUAGUCAACUUCAAGAAGCGCCAGAUGGCGUCCGAAGUUAUAUCCGAUAUCAAGCGCUGGCAAGCGCAUACGUACAAUCUCCAAGUCGUGCCUGCGAUUAGGGACUAUAUUGAGGAGUGCUUGAGCGCGUAUGAUGAGACGGAUACGAGGAUGAGCAGCGAUCGAUUCUGGCAGAUGAGUUUGGAAAGGGAACCGAGAGAGAGGGAAGAUGAGAAGAUGGCGAGGUUGCUGCAGGAGAGUGGAUUUUUGUGAGUUUAGUAUAAGGAUCAGGAUUGGCGUCGACGGAUGCGAAAGUGGCUGUCAUAACUGUGCUGUGCAAUAUGCUCUCUAUUAUUUCUUUUUGUUGAUUUUCCGUCUUUUGCUGUCGCACUUCUUGGUUUUUUCUUCCCUAUCCGUCUACUCUGGAACUUCUUUCCUUGCUUGUUUUCUCCCAUAGCCUUCUUUUCUACUUUUGCGUUGCUGGGACGGUUUUCGACUUUUUUUUUUUGUUCUGCUCAUUGUUAUAUCAUUCCUAGUAAUAUUUUUUGCGACACGAUGAAAGUAUACUCAUACUUAUAAUAAUCAAAUAUCCCCACCCCCUCCUAUAAGUAUGUACUGAUCUUGAAAUUGCUCUAUC